AUGGCUUCCUCCCCAUGUCUCAGAGGGCGCAUCAUCUCUUCGCCGCUCGAAGCUGGGCCGUCAGUUGCUGAGGGCCACCACCUCCCGGGUCAUGUCAACGACGCACUGGAAUAUGCAUCCCAGCGGCUAGGGAGGAAAGCAGCACACAUUACUCUCCUUGUUGUUCGCCGAGACUAUCAGCUGCUGACCUCGCCGAUUGCGUCCCCAACCUUCACUCCCGGAUCACCCCCCGUCUCGGCGGCCAGCACACCUUCGAGGACUGCCUUCCCAACGACUUCGAGGAUAGAAGCCCUGAAGCAGCUCGUCCGGCUGAACAACGCCGGGGAAGGACAAACACGGGAGAGGAUAGUUCAUGUCCACCUGGAUCAGGCCCGCAAUGGCACCGCGUCUCCGGCUUUCAGCGAGGCCUCAACAUUCUCGGCUUCCACAGUCUCCUCUGUGUCCACCGCCAAUUCAACAUUUAGCCACCGGCUUCGCUGGCCGGGCAGCCCAACCGCAUACGGAAGCGUGCCUCUGACGCCGGCAACCCCGUAUACCGUGGCGUCUUCGGUUUCCGGGACACAUGGAACCAACGCAGUUUCUCAAUUAGGACCACAACCCUCGACCCAGUUCGGUAUCAAACUCGUUUAUGCUCACCCCUUGAGCCCGCGGGACGAGAAGGCUCUGUCACAAGCACUGGAGAAGGCGGCAAAGAAGUUCAAGCUAGGUCCCAGCUGGCUUCCUCAAGCUGUCUCACACUCCACACUUGGACUGCCAGUCGAUUUGGUUUUGAAAUCAACCGCCCAACACGAGUCUCUCUUCUCAUCAGAGCACCUCACACUUCUGUCACUUGACCACUUGUAUACCUUUCGUACCGCUCUGCAAGCCUAUGCGCGCACAAAAGCAUCCUGCCGCCUUGAAGAUGCUGUCGACGAGCUCCGCCGCCUGUUCCUCGCCAACGGUCGCCGGGCAGUUCGCAAGAGCGCCCUGUUGGCUGCAUACCGUUGGCUCGAUCCCGUCAACGAUGCUGCUUUGGCUGACGUCUGCCGCAUGUAUGAAAGAGCGUACGGCGGGAUUGAAAAGGAGAGUGGGGUCGAGAACGAUGUCGACCCUGUGCCGGCGUGGCCGCUUGCCGAGGGAAACCGGAAUUUUGGCGAUAUGGAGCAGUCGCUUGCGAGAAGGAAAGGAGUGUCAUUGCAGGGCAGCCGAGGUGCUGAUUAUUCUCCGCACCCUGAGGAAAAAGAAGAAGACUCGCAAUCCAAAACUCCCAUUCUCGAUUUGACUGACGCCCUGGAAAAGGAGGUCCUGCUCGCCACCGCCGACCUUAGCUUGGAAGACCACUUGGAGCUCGACGAAGUCGAGAAAUGGUACCGCGAGAUUCAAAGCCAGAACAACGUGCCAGCCGGCGAGAUCCAUCCCCUGCGCUCCCAUCCGUCUAGCGCCACAGCCGUAGACGUGAUACCACCCGAGCCAUCAUCGCCACCUCCGCCACCGCCAACGACCGCCACCUGGAAAGACAGACCCUGGAGUCAUCCAGAGGAGCUCAGUCUGGAAGAAAUGCGCCGCACAACCCCCAAACUGCGUCCGGCACCUCCACGCCGCGCAGUCGCCUUGAAGCUUCAAACGACCUUUAACAAGCCGACCGUCGGCAGCAACAAAACGCAUUCCAUCCCAAAGCAGCAGCGGCCGGAAACAGAGACAGCCGGGCUGGAAAUCCAAGAAGAAGAGGAAGAACAGCUCACGGCCCGGCCGCACAGCGCCAUCAAGUCGUUUGCCAGUGUGCGUUGGUCAGCCACCAUGAACAAGAACAACAACAAUAACAACGGCAUUUCCAUAGACGAGAUUGUAAACGGCGGGGGCCGUUAUUCUCGUCAUAGUGACAGUGAUGAGAAGCACACGGGAGAACGCCAUCUUCAACCGCAGCAACGCGACGAGAGGAUCGGGCCGAUGACGCCGAAUGGGUACGAUGACAUCUCGCCGAUUACGAGGGGCGAGUGGGGAUUGUUGAUGUUUGGGAAAGGGAAGACCGCAAGGGUCGAGACGUGUUGA
Messenger RNA from Parathielavia appendiculata, 2028 nucleotides. RefSeq lists its product as uncharacterized. The record is from RefSeq and is a predicted model, not a curated record. Lineage: Eukaryota; Fungi; Ascomycota; Sordariomycetes; Sordariales; Chaetomiaceae. The transcript is spliced from 2 exons. Bases 1 to 2028 code for a protein of 675 amino acids.